UCGGCGUGUCCGGGAAGAUGGCGGCGCCCAGGAGCGUGGAAGGUGCGGGCCGGGGCGGCUCUCGGGGCCGCGUGGCCCGCCUGAAGCGGAAAGGCGGGCGAGGGUCUCGCCGCGGUCCUGGGGCCGGCGGGGAAGGGGCCCUCAAACGGCUCAAACUAGCGGUGGAGGAGUUCGUACAGACGACUUCCGAGGGCGAGGCUCCCGGCGGCUUCAAGGGCCGCGGAGCCGGCGUGGGCUCCCGCCCCAACGGCAAGAAAAGCCGCAAGGAGCUGAGAAAGGAGAAACGGCACUUGAGGAAAGCCCGCCGCCUGCAGAGGACGGCGGGCAGCACCCAGAGCCCCGGAGUCCCCCGAUCACGAGAGGAGGAGCGCAGCGCCCGCCGUCCCGCCCCUAAGGACCCCUCGCCACCCGGGCAGCCGCCGCCGCCCAAGGCCAAGAACCCCCGACCCCCGGCCAAGUCUCCCUCUGCGCACACCGGGCCCUCAGCGGCCGCCAACGCCGCUGCCCGCAGACGGGCGCUUCUCGCGGCCAACGAGGAGGAGGACCGAGAGAUCCGGAAGCUGGCGCGCUGCCUCGGCUUGAACAAGCGGAAGAGGAAAGGCGACGGCAGCUCCGUGCCGCUUAGCUUCGCACGCGAUGGGCUGGACUACAUUCUGGGAGCCCUGGAGUCUGGGAAAAGCAGCGGCUUGUACGAAAGCAGUGAGGAGGGGGAGGACGCCGCGGAGACGCCCCCCGAGAGUGAUCUGGAGAGCGACUCCGAGGAGGGAAGUGAGGACGACGUAGAGGAGGCGGAGAAAGCUCAGGAGGCGGCUGAGGCAUCGCCGAGCGAGCUCGAGGGUGCGCAGCAGGAAGAGGGAGCAGCAGACAGGGAGGCGAGAAGGGGGAGAAAGAGGGUCCGCUUCGCCGAAGACGAAGGCGCGAGUGACAGCUCUUCAGAGGAUGGAGACGCGGAGGAUCAGCAGAGUCUUUAUGAAAGUGCUGAGAAGUACGCCCCACCUCACGCGAGGCGAGCUGAGGAGACAGUGGCUGUCCAGAAGAAGGAGGAGCUAGACAGGCUGAAGAAACAGGUGAAGGGUCUGAUUAACAGGUUGAGUGAACCAAACAUGGCAUCCAUAAGUGGACAGCUGGAGGAGCUAUACAUGGCCCACAGCAGAAAGGACAUGAAUGACACCCUGACUGCCGCCCUCAUGGGCGCCUGUGUCACCGCCGCAGCUAUGCCCAGCAGACUGAUGAUGGAGCACGUCCUCUUGGUCAGCAUUCUUCACCACACUGUCGGAAUCGAGGUCGGUGCUCACUUUCUGGAGGCUGUGGUGAGGAAGUUCGAUGAUGUGUAUAAAAAUGGAAGUGAAGGGAAAGAAUGUGAUAACCUCUUUACCAUUAUUGCCCAUUUGUACAACUUCCACGUGGUGCAGUCUCUGCUCAUCUUUGACAUUUUGAAAAAACUAGUUGGAACUUUCACAGAAAAAGAUAUUGAACUGAUCCUCUUAAUGCUGAAAAACGUGGGCUUUUCAUUGAGAAAGGAUGAUGCUUUGUCACUGAAGGAGCUGAUCACUGAAGCGCAGACCAAAGCCAGCGGAGCAGGCGGCAAGUUCCAGGACCAGACCAGGGUUCGGUUUAUGCUAGAAACCAUGUUGGCGCUGAAGAACAAUGACAUGCGUAAAAUUCCAGGCUAUGAUCCCGAGCCAGUGGAGAAACUGAGGAAACUGCAGAGAGCUCUGGUCCGCAGCGCUGGCUCGGGUACAGAGACUCAGCUUCGCAUAUCCUGGGACAGUGUCUUGAAUGCCGAGCAGACAGGUCGCUGGUGGAUUGUGGGGUCUGCGUGGAGCGGGGCCCCAAUGAUUAACAGCAGUCGUCAUUCACAGCCACAGAAGGAGCUUCCUGGGACGAUUAGUUCAAAGAUACUAGAACUUGCCCGAAAACAGAGGAUGAACACUGACAUCAGGAGAAACAUAUUCUGUACAAUAAUGACCAGUGAGGAUUUUUUGGAUGCUUUUGAAAAGCUUCUAAAGCUUGGACUGAAGGAUCAGCAGGAAAGAGAAAUAGUCCAUGUUCUUUUGGAUUGCUGCCUUCAAGAAAAAACUUAUAAUCCCUUCUAUGCAUUCUUGGCCAGCAAAUUCUGUGAAUAUGAAAGAAGAUUUCAGAUGACUUUCCAGUUCAGCAUUUGGGACAAAUUUCGGGACUUAGAAAAUCUGCCAGCCAUUAAUUUCUCCAAUUUGGUUCACCUGGUGGCCCACUUGUUGAAGACAAAAUCGCUCCCACUUUCCAUUUUAAAGGUGGUUGAAUUCAGUGAAUUGGACAAACCCAGAGUUCACUUUUUGAGAAAAGUGUUGAAUAUUCUGUUAAUGGAAACAGAAGCUGAAGACCUUGGCUUAAUUUUUGCAAGGGUAUCUGACAACCCAAAGCUGGGGAUGUUGCGAGAAGGCUUGAAGCUUUUCAUCAGCCACUUCUUACUGAAGAAUGCACAGGCCCACACAAGUGCUGAGGAAGCUAACCUGCUGCGAGAGCGAGCUGAUCUUGCAACCAAGUCUCUGCAGGGAAAAGCUUCCCUGCGAAUGUAGCAGAGGGAAGGCAUGGAGGGUCUGUGUUGACUGUGAGGUGUCCUUUGUGAACCCAGAGAGCUUCAUGCGUUACAUCGUGUCUGCUGUAUGUUACUUAUUUAUUUUCAUUUUGUUUGAAAGACGGAGACAGAUCUUCCAUCCUCUGGUUCACUUCUCAAAUGCCUGCAACAGCCAGGGCUGGGCCAGGCCAAAGCCAUCAACCCAGAACUCAAUUCGAGUCUCUUACGGGGAUGUCAGGGACCCCAGAACUCACUUUGGGUCUCCCAUGUGGGUGUCAGGGACCCAAGCACUUGAGCCAUCAUCUGCUGCCUCCCCGGAUGUGCACUUGCUGGACUCCAGUGUGGGAGGCAGGCAUCCCAAGUCGGGACUUCACCACUGGACCAGAUACCUGGCCUAUACAUUUACAAGGCACAUAUCUUGAGACAGUUUUUUAAUCCAAGGUUAUGUUGUGCUUGUGUUUUCAAAUAAUUGUAUAUUUGUGUUAUAUACACACACAUAUGUGCGGUGGGAGAUGAAGGAAGGAGGGAGCGGCAGGCAUAGUGGAUAGAGUAUUCUGUAAGCAGUGAGGCUGGGAUAUAUUGCUGGAUUUUGUAAAAUAGGUGAAAUAGGCCACCAGAGAGUGCAGUCAUAUAAAUUGAAGUUUUUAUAUUUUGUAUUAAUCAGAAGUUCAGAAACCAUGAAUUAAAUGUGAUACAUGGUAUUUGAUUAUUUUUUUAAAGAUGUAUUUAUUUAUUUAUUUGAAAGUCAGAGUUACACAGAAAGAGGAGAGGCAGAGAGAGAGGUCUUCCAUCUGCUGGUUCACUCCCCAAUUAGCCGCAAUGGCUGGUGCUGCACCAAUCUAAAGCCAGGAGCCAGGAGCUUCUUCCAGGUCUCCCAUGCGAGAGCAGGGGCCCAAGGACUUGGGCCAUCCUCUACUGCUUUGUGAGGCCAUAGCAGAGAGCUGGAUUGGAAGUGGAUCAAGCCGGGUUUUGAACUGGCGCCCAUAUGAGAUGCCAGUGCUUCAGGCCAGGGUAUUAACCCACUAUGCCACAGCGCCGGCCCCAGUCUUUAUAAUUUUUAUGUAUCACAUCUACUCAUCAAUUCCACGUUGUACAUGUAGUUUCUUACACAACUCUGAAGUCAUCAAAUAGAUUGGCCAUUUAAGUGGGUGCUGCUCCUUUCUCUCUCUCUCUCAUCUGUCAAAUAAAUUAAAAAAUAAAAUAAAAUAGAUGGGUGCUGCUUAUCUGCUGGUUUUUUUGUUUUACACAUGAAGAAGACAUAAUUACUGCCUGCAAGAAAUUAGCAUUUAGUGAGAGACAAACACAGAUGCACUUACUAACUAUGGAAAACUGAUUCUGUGAGGAAGUAGAGAUGUCUGGAUGGAUACCCAGCAUCUACCACAGAUACACAAGUGUUUGUUGUUUUCUCAGGUAAGAGUUAGCUUCUGCCUCUCAAAUGCCAUAGACUUCAUUAAAAUCUUACCUUCACUUGUUGAAAAAAAAUGCCUAAGAUGUGAGUGUAGAAUAGUGUUUUAGAAGUUGUGUGGGGGCCGGCGCUGCGGCUCACUAGGCUAAUCCUCCGCCUAGCGGCGCCGGCACACCGGGUUCUAGUCCCGGUCGGGGCGCCGGAUUCUGUCCCGGUUGCCCCUCUUCCAGGCCAGCUCUCUGCUGUGGCCCAGGAGUGCAGUGGAGGAUGGCCCAAGUGCCUGGGCCCUGUACCCCAUGGGAGACCAGGAGAAGCACCUGACUCCGUACCGGCCGUGGCGGCCAUUGGAGGGUGAACCAACGGCAAAGGAAGACCUUUCUCUCUCUCUCUCUCACUGUCCACUCUGCCUGUCAAAAAAAAAAAAAAAAAAAAAAGAAGAAGUUGUGUGUCAGAAACCCGUGCACCCUUCUGAGCACCGUCCAGAGCUGUCUCCUGGGACAGAUGGUCUUGGGCUUUGAUAACGUGGCUCCCUGUGCCAAACAUCCGUUUUGUCACAUUUCCAAAUAGUUCCUUGAUGUGGCACCAUCGCAGUUUGUGUUUAGAAAUCACAGUGUGAAGUCCUUAGUAUGUGUCCUUGAAUUAAUGCAAUACACUUUGAAAUGGGCAAGCAACUUAGAAAUAAUUGUUAGUGCUAAGAAUAACCGCAAAAAUAACAACUAAUGGCUUUCACAUGCUUGUUAACCAUAUAUUCAGAAACACCUCAUUUGACCUAACAUCAAAUUAAACCCAGUGGGUCUGAAUGAAAAGUGAAAUCUUCACUUCAUUGAGGGGCUUUUUAACAAAAAAGGUUUUUGCUGGAUGGUUAUUGAGCUGUGCAGAUCAGUUCUCAAAUACAUGUAACAGCAGGAUACACAAACAGCAAACCUUGUUUGAGGUACAGAUGAGUUCACACUCACUUUUCUGCAAAAGAUACACUCUAUAGCUAUAAACAGUCUCAUUUUUCUUAUAUUGCCCUUUAUUAAAAUAAAAGGAUGGAUGUUUGGCAUAACUGUUAAGAUGCCACUUAGAAUACCCGCAUCCCGUGUCAUUGGCUGGGUUCCAGUCCCGGCUCCAGCCUUCUGCUAAUGCAGACCGUGGGAGACAGCAGUGGUGGCUCGGGUAGAGUUCCUGCCACCGCUAUGGGACACAGGGACUGAGGGGUUCCUGGCUACCGGCUGGCCUGGCCCAGCCCUAGCUAUUGAGGGCAUUUGGAAAGUGAACCAAUGGAUGGGAGAUCUGUCGUGUGUGUAUGCCUUUCAAAUAAAAGUUUAAAACAAAAAUGUUUGUGCCACAGAAAAUAGUUGUAACUUAAUUCAUUACCUGUGUUUUAAUUCAUUACAUGGCAAGUUGCUAAUAAGUCUGUAGUUUAAAAACUAUUGAGAGGAUCCUCUCUCUCUCUGUCUCUACCUCUCUGUGUAACUAUCUUCCAAAUAAAUAAAAUAAGUCUUUAAAAAAAUAAAAAAAACUAUUGAGAGGGAAAGGGGAGAGAGCUCCAUUUGCUUUCUCACUCCCCGAAUACAACUAGGACUGGGGCCAGGCUGAAGCCAGGAACCAGGAAGGCUUCCCUUGGUAUUCCCAAGGGUGUUAGGGACCCAUGCACUGGGUUGGUACUGCUGCCACCCAGGGAUGGCAUUGGCAGGAAGUUGGAGUCAGCUGGGAAUCAAACCCAGGCCUCUCAGCGUGGGAUGCGGGUGUCUUCGCCACUAGGCUGAGCACCUGCUUCAGUGUGUAGUUUUUAACAAAAUAUGAGUUACCACCUGAUGGUAGUACUUUAGUAUAAAUGAUAAAUACAUCCUGACCAAAAAGUGGGACUCCUUAUUGCUUUUAAAUAUAUAGAUUUAAAUAUAUAUAUAUGUAGGUUUUUAAAAUUGGUCACAAUAAUACCUACAUUUGAAAAAUAGCAAAUGCUUAGAUGAUUAAUACUUGGUGUUAUAUAUAUAUAUAUAUAUGUAUAUAUGUUUGUGGACUUGCAAUGCUAAUUGAGAUCUAAUGUAUAGAAUUGCUAAAAAGACUUUUAAGUGGUUUAGAAAACAUUCAUAAAGGUAAAAGGAACAAAGUUUUUAAAGUAUUAAAUAUGUAAAUAAAAAUUUUAAAAUUUU
This is a messenger RNA of Oryctolagus cuniculus (rabbit), 6100 nucleotides long. It is a transcript of the gene NOM1, whose product is annotated as nucleolar protein with MIF4G domain 1. Gene Ontology annotation, biological process: ribosomal small subunit biogenesis. The record is from RefSeq and is a predicted model, not a curated record. Gene Ontology annotation, molecular function: RNA binding; protein binding. Lineage: Eukaryota; Metazoa; Chordata; Mammalia; Lagomorpha; Leporidae. Gene Ontology annotation, cellular component: nucleolus.